ACUUUUCAAAAGAGAGCCAGCAGCACCCGCCAGAGGAGGAGGAGGAGGAGGGUGUUGCUCUGUGCAAGCCACUCCUGCCAGAAAGGAUUUACGACUUGGAAAAACAAGGGGAGGGGGGCAGAAGAGUGAGAGGGGGGGGGGAAUCCUGACUUGGGUAUUUCGCAAGAGCGCAGGGAGGUUUUUCUCUCCCCCCCCUUUUUUUGCAAAGUGUAGGGGGGUGGGUAUCUCCGCUGGAGGUGAGGGUGGCAUAAAAGCCACCCCUUCCGAAGCCUCUCCGAAAGAUCCUCUGACCAUGACUGCGCCCGGCUGUCUCUCCGGCUUCAAGGUUCUGGGUUUAAGGUAGCUGUGCGCGCGCGUUUUUCGCUCUCUCCAGGGAGCUGCUAUGAGUUCCAGAACCUUGCUGGUGCUCCUCUGGCUUCAAGUCGCCUUGGGACAAACUCUCCUUCGAGAAGGUCCUCGUCCCUCCCUCCCAGAUUUAGAAGGGGACCUUCUCUUCCUGUUGGACAGCUCUGGCAGCGUCUCCUACUAUGAGUUCUCCCGGAUCAAGGAGUUUAUUGCCGACCUCCUAAGGCCGUUUGCCUUUGGCCCCCAUGACGUCCAGACUGGGGUUGUCCACAUCAGCACCGUGCCCACGAUGGAGUUCCCCUUGGACCGCUACCUCUCCAGCGGGGCGAUCCAGAACGCCAUCCGCAGCGCCCAGCAGAUGAUGGGGGACACCAACACCGGCAAGGCCCUCUCGUUUGCCAAGGAGAUGCUCUUCAGUGGACAGGCUGGGGCACGCGCCGAUGUGCCCAAGGUGAUGGUGUGGGUGACCGACGGCUUCUCCACGGACGACAUCUCCCAGCCCAUGCAGCUCCUGAAGGACAUGGGGGUGACGGUCUUUAUUGUCAGCACUGGGCGGGGAAACUAUUUGGAGCUCUCUGCUGCUGCCAGCCAACCGCCGGAGAAACACCUCCGUUUUGUGGAUGUGGAUGACCUGACCAUCAUCACCAAGGAGUUGAGAGAUGCCAUUGCAGAUGUCAUCCAGGCGAAGCGCCUACACGCUACACACAUCUCUUCAAGCAGCUUUCGGCUCCGUUGGCCCAACCUCCUGGCGCGGGAGACGGGCUAUUACGUUCUGGAGUAUGCUCCGACCGGAGAUCCCAGGCGGAAGCUGACCAGGCAGUUGCCGGGUUACCACCAAAGCAUCGUGGUGAGCAACCUCACACCACAAACCACCUACGAGGUAGCCCUUAUUCCGGAGUCCAACGAGCGGUACCUCCCACCCCAGAACACCAGGGUCACCACUUUGGAAGAGGCCAUCAGCCCAGCGAAGGUUCUCAUCUCGGAAUCCAAGCCCCACAGCGUUCGGGUCAGCUGGUCCCCCACCCCGGAGAGUGUGUCUACCUAUCAGGUCAUGUAUGGUCCUCUGCCCGGGAACUCAGUCAAGCUGGUGGAGGUGGACGGGAGCCUCAACUCCACCGUCUUGGAGGACCUUGUCGCCAACACCACCUACCUGGUGACCGUCUCGGCCAUUUACAAAUCCGGCAAGGAGAAAGCCCUCUCAGCCAAGGCGUGCACUCAGGAAGAGAACUCCAAGAUAAAGCAUCUUCGCUUCAAAGACCUGAGCCCCACCACUGUGAAGGCCUCAUGGGAACCCGCUGACGGCAACGUCCUUGGCUACCACGUCAGGUGCCGGCGGCAAGCGGGCUCCUCAACCCUCCUCAGCAUCUCGCCGCAAAUCCACAGCGUGCUGCUGUCUGAUCUGGCGGCCGGCAGCACCAACAAAGUGUGCGUGAAGCCCAUCUACAACACCCUGCAAGGGAAAGGGCUCUGCCGGAUGGUGCACAUGCAGUCUGCUUCGGCAACGGGAGGUUAUAGACACCGACAGAGUGUGUGAGCCUUAAAAGACUCAAGAGGUACCUCUACAGAGCAGGGGGGAAGACUGGACAGGCAUGAACGCGGGUGGGGAAGCUGCACGAGGGGUCACCCAAGCCUCCUCCAGCCCCCCCAACACUCUGGGGCCCCCUGGUGGCCAUCUCGCCUAACAACUUCCCAAGAUUCGGUUUGGCAUGCAGAACGGGGCUCUACCUGGAAGACAGAAUCCAGCUGCAGCGAUGAGGCAUUGGCUACUAAUUCCUCAUAUUGCAGCAAACGGCAAAAAGACUGGGAAUCGGAAUGCUGCUCUCCUUACCGUAAUCUAUUUAUUUGUGUUUUAGUAUUUGCUGUAUCUGGGAAAGAAUGUUACAGGACACCUGUCCCGCGCCUCCCCCCCAUCCUGCCACCCUUUAUCCUUGAUUGGAUGUGCUCAAGUUAGCCAUAUCCCUUCAUUUCAAUGGGUAGGACUGACUUGGAGACAACCCACAGAGAGAGAGAGAGAGAGAGAGAGAGAGAGAGAGAGAGAGAACGAGAACGAGAGAGAACGAGAACUAGCCUACUGCACAAAGGUAAAAGUUAAUUGAAUUGCUCCACCCACUUUUGCCUCUGGCCCCGCCCAUCACUGGCAUAUGGCCCCUGGAAUGUUUCCUGCAAGGAAAUGCGGCCCUCAGGUUGAAAAAAAUUUCCCCGCCCAUUAUAUGGCUUUUGAAAAAGGCAGUGAGCCAGAGAUCUGCACACCUGGCCUAAUGUGAACUAACUAGCAUUUUCCAUCUGUGGAACAGAAUCCAGCAUCUGGGGGUGAUGAUGCAAGCAGAACGGUCCACAUCCAGCUGUUCAGUGGUGGGACAGACUGCCUCAGAGAAUGGUGGGCUGCAUUUAGAGCAGGUGUGUGGGAACCACUUUGACCCUCCAGAUGUUGUUGUCCCAGCCAGCAUGGCCAAUGGCCAGGGAGGACGGGAGUUGUCGUUCGGCAAUAUCUGGAGGCCCAAAGGUUCACCACAGCUGGUUUAGAGAUUUUUAAGCAGAGGCUGGUUACCUACCAGGGGAUGCUACAUUGACAAGGAGGUGAGCUAGAUGGCCCUAGACCUGGAAGAGACCUCAAAGGCCAUCUAGCCCAACCUCUUGCCAGUGCAAGAUAUCUGCUUCUACGUAAUCCCUGACAGGUGGCUGUCUGUUCUGCGUUGGCCUCCCACACAGGCAUAAAACUCUGCAGCAUGUAUUCAGAUAAGAUCACUUUGGAGUACUGGCUUUUCCCUGCAUCGGAAUGACCUCGGCGGCCCUCCCUUAUCCUUUCUUCUGAGACAGAAAUGGUUUCACUUUUUCCCCCCUUGCACAACUCUCCCAUGUAUUGUUUUACUAAUGUGGUAGCAGUUGCCCCCCUCCUCUUGUCAUAAUGCAAAUCCCUUUGGAAAGACAGCGAAUUAAAACAGGAGAAGAAAACAAUCUGAUUGGGAAGAGACUCCGCCCUUUGGGAUUCCCAGCUGGGACCUAAACUAAGCGCCGUUUUUGUUGUUGGUUGGAUCUCACAUCCGAUGUUCGACACAUAAGGAAAAGACACUUUGGGAUAACCUGGUUAUGAUUAAUCCAGGGUUCUUGGAUGGUGGAGGGGGACAGAAGAGGAGAGGAAAUAGUUUAAGCCCUGAGAAGGUGGCCCUGCACCACCCCCAUGAGCUUUAUUUAUUUAUUAUUUGAUUUAUAUCCCGCCCUUCCUCCCAGCAGGAGCCCAGGGCGGCAAACAGAAGCGCUAAAAACACAUCAAAACAUCAUAAAAGCAGACCCUAAAAUACACCAAAACAAAACAACUUUAAAAACAUUUUCUUAAAAAAAAAAAAAAAGCUUUUAAAGCAUCUUUUAAACAGGGUUAAAAAACUUUUAAAAAAAACAUAUUAAAAAGCAAUCCCAGCACAGACGCAGACUGGGAUAAGGUCUCCACUUAAAAGGCUUGUUGAAAGAGGAAGGUCUUCAGUAGGUGCCAAAAAGGUAACAGAGAUGGCGCCUGUCUAAUAUUUAAGGGGAGGGAAAUUCCUCAGGGUAGGUGAAUAUAGGAAGUUGCCUUCUACAAUAUCAGACAUUGGUUCAUGUAGCUCAGUACUGUUUGCACUGACUGGCAGCAGCUCUCAGGGGUUUCAGGCAGGGGACUUUCCCAGCCCUACGCGGAGAAGCUGGGGAUUGACCCAGAGACCUUCUGCAUGCUAAACAGGUGCUCCACCAAUGAGCUACGGCCCUUCCCUUGAGACAUAGGAACAUCAGACACUGCCUUAUAUUAAGUCAAAUCAACGGUCUGUCUAGCUCAGUAUUGUCUACACUGAUUGGCAGCGGUCUCCAGGGUUUCAGGCCGGGAGUCCCUUCCAGACUGGAGAUGCCCGGGGUUGAACCUGGGACCUUGUGCAUGCAAUGCAGAUGCUCUGCCACUGAGCGACGGCCCCUCUGAGCUUUGGAAAAUAGUGAUUAGGACAUUGCUGCACUGUAGCGCCACCACCUACAGGUGUCCAAAGGAUGGGAUUGCAGGCACCAUAUUAACAGGGAUCAGGUGAUACCAAGGACCAGUAGGGCCUAUUGUCCUGUAAAGCGUCUCAUUUUUGCAGGGAUUUGAACCCUGGUUUCCCUAGGUCCCAGUCCAACACUCUAACCGCUAUGCCAUGCUGGCUCUCCACACUGUUAUGGGAGGCUGGGAUGUUGGACCUGGAAUGGAGAGACCCAGCUUCGAAUCCUUGCUCAGUCACAAAGCUUACCCUUGCUCAGCCUAACCAACCUCACAGGAUUGUUGUGAGAAUAACACUAAGGAGGAAAGAGAGAGCUGUGCUUGUCACCCUGGGGUCCCUGGAGACAAACAACUGAAGGUAAAUAUAGCAGAGGUGCUGUUGGGCUGACCAAGUCCAUUUUCAGCCUCAGAGGCCCCGGUAAAUGCCAACCUCGCUAGCCCAGAGUUCCUGCCUUUCUGCCACAAAUCAAAGCCCUACUAUCUAUGGCAAAUUUUGCUCUGUCCGGAAUGGAGGCCUAGGCAUGCCUUCUAUGCACCAGACCUUAGGUCCGACUGUUACGCAUGCACCCUAGUUCCCUCUGUGACAGCUGCCACACUGAGGGGAAGCUACGCCUCCUGCCAUCUCUGCACAUAGAAAUUUCAGGACCCAGGAGUGCGUCUCAGACGUAUAGGUUAAGUUAACACAUUUCCUUUACUGGUUAAAACCAUUCAAAUGUUACAGAAGAGAAAAUAAAUGCAGUUAGUUGAUAACAGCAAAACAGCAAAAGGCAAGUUAAGGCAUAAUUCUUAAAAGCACUGGAGAUCUGAAGUGCUGAUGUAAAGCACCAAUGCAAAGCAGAGGUACCCGUCUUAACUGCCUGAAUUGACAAGGCGAUCCGGAUGCCAACAAAGCGUGAGCCUCUCAAACUGAGAAGACCGACUCCAUGCUCAAAGAAAGGAAUAUUUAUGCCAAUUCUUCCUUCAAAGAGUAUAGAUUUAUGGCACAUUCCGAAGUUGGAUCACUAGUGAUCACAAUUAUCAGAGAAAAAAUAAAACCAUUCCAAAUGACAGCAGGAU
Molecule: messenger RNA, 5395 nt
Organism: Rhineura floridana
Lineage: Eukaryota; Metazoa; Chordata; Lepidosauria; Squamata; Rhineuridae
Gene: VWA1
Product: von Willebrand factor A domain containing 1
Exons: 6
Coding region: 383-1879 (498 amino acids)
Molecular function (GO): protein binding
Source: RefSeq, a predicted model, not a curated record